AUGCACACACAACCUGUUUUCUCAGGCAAGUAUCCAUAUCGAGUUGACCUUCCUUCUUGUGAUGGAUCUUCCCGUUCCAGUGUGAAACGACAUGAUCUGCCUGCUGGGAAAAGCAAUCAUCUCAACCUUUACUACCAAAACGUUGGUGGUAUCAACUCCUGCGUUAGCGAUUAUCUGCUAGCCUCAUCAUGCUCCUGCUACGAUAUUAUCGCUUUAACAGAAACCUGGCUGAACGAUAGAACCCUGUCUAGUCAAGUCUUCAGCUCUGACUACACUGUGUUCCGUUGUGACAGAGGUCCCAACAACAGCACGAAAUCCACAGGUGGUGGAGUUCUGAUUGCUAUCCGAUCCACUCUUUCAGCCAUCCCCAUCUACGACGAAUCAUGGAACGAUCAAGAAUUCGUAUGGACCCGUAUCGAUCUUGGCACGAAAAAACUCUACGUUGGGGUUGUGUAUCUGCCUCCUGAUCGUACUAGAAAUGCAUCUUUUGCUGAUUCCUUUUCCAGCGGCCUUUCUAAAUUGUGUUCUCUCACGCUUCCUGAAGACGACAUCGUUAUCAUCGGGGACUUCAACCUACCAGGACUUAAGUGGAUUCCCUCGCAAGGCAAUUUUUUGUUUGCCGAUCCAACCAGAUCUUCGUUUACGGUGCCUUCCAACACGAUUCUCGACUCUCUAAGCACGGCAACUCUCCGCGAGAUCAACAGCAUAGAGAAUGAAAAUGGUCGCAAGCUCGAUCUCUGCUUCAUCAACGACGGACCCCAAUUGGCUACGAUUGAAGAGGCUCCUACGCCCUUGGUCAAAGUUGUUCCUCAUCACCCCGCUCUGCUGCUUUCACUUGAUAUUCCUGGAGCUGUUGUCCACAUCGAAAAACCUGGUCAAUUCUAUCUUGACUUUAAGAACGCUGAUUUCGUCGCUGUUUCACAAACGCUCGAUGCUAUCGACUGGGAAUCUGAACUGGAAUCUUCCGAUCCGAACGCUGCAGCUCUGAAAUUUUCCCAUAUAAUCAAUUACAUCAUCGAUCGUCACGUACCGAAACGCUCAGUUUCUAACCUACGAGCUCCUUGGGUAACGAAAGAACUGCGGCAAAUGAAAACGCUCAAGAAUAAAGCUCUCCGUUAUUACACUAGGCACAAAACUCUCCGCGCUAAAAAUGAGUAUUGCAAACUCAACUCAGCUUACAAAAAACUAUGCUCACGCUGCUACCAGAGCUACUUAAUUCGAAUACAGCGGGGUUUCAAAACAAAACCUAAAUCAUUUUGGCAGUACAUCAAGGACCAGCGGAAAGAAUCCGGCCUACCGCCCUCCAUGUUUCUGGAUGACAAUUUAGCGACUUCGGAACCUGAAAUCUGUGACCUCUUCGCUGACAAAUUCCGUAGUGUAUUUGACUCAAACUCAAUAUCCUCGGACCAAGUUACCAGCGCGGCUUGUAACGUCCCUCAUUUGAACACAUGGAUGAAUCAAAUUGUUGUAGAUGAUGAUAUUAUUUUGAAAGCGACCGCUAAGCUGAAACACAGCCUUUCCGCAGGACCAGAUGGCAUACCAGCUACCUUCUUGAAGCGAUAUAUAUCACAUAUGCUGAUACCUCUAAAAAUAAUCUUCCAAGUUUCACUCGAUCAGUCUACGUUCCCAUCCUUAUGGAAAGAGGCCUAUAUGUUUCCGGUGCACAAAAAAGGGGAUAGACGAAAUGUGAACAAUUAUCGUGGCAUUUCUGCCUUAUGUGCGAUAGCCAAAUUGUUCGAGCUGGUUGUUUUGGAACCCAUUUUUUCGUAUUGCAAGCCUUAUUUCUCAAAUGAACAACAUGGAUUUAUGCCCAAACGCUCUACGACUACAAACCUGUUGACAUUCACAUCUACUGUGCAAGAUAGUUUUGCCAUGGGAUCUCAAACCGACGUCAUCUACACUGAUCUGUCAGCUGCUUUCGACAAGGUGAACCAUUCCAUAGCCAUCGCCAAACUCGAUCGUAUUGGUAUCUGCGGGUCUCUACUGGAAUGGUUCCGCAGCUACAUGUUGAAUUUCAAGACUCACACUAACUACAUCGUUGACAAAGCCUCCAGAUGUCUGGGUCUUCUUUUCCGCAUGACGAAAGACUUCAAGGAUGUCUACUGCUUGAAGAGUCUUUAUUGCAGUUUGGUUCGAUCGACCCUUGAAUAUGCCUCGGCUGUUUGGUGCCCAUAUUAUUGUCGUUACAGGGAAAAACUGUAA
Uranotaenia lowii is the source of this 2202-nucleotide messenger RNA. RefSeq lists its product as uncharacterized. The coding region runs from base 1 to 2202 and encodes 733 amino acids. Gene Ontology annotation, molecular function: catalytic activity. Lineage: Eukaryota; Metazoa; Arthropoda; Insecta; Diptera; Culicidae. The transcript is spliced from 3 exons. The record is from RefSeq and is a predicted model, not a curated record.